This is a messenger RNA of Neurospora crassa OR74A, 3599 nucleotides long. RefSeq lists its product as hypothetical. The record is from RefSeq and is a predicted model, not a curated record. NCBI's taxonomy places the organism in Eukaryota, Fungi, Ascomycota, Sordariomycetes, Sordariales, Sordariaceae. Bases 1 to 3474 code for a protein of 1157 amino acids. The transcript is spliced from 3 exons.
AUGGCUUUCGGGAACGACAAGACGCAUGAUCAGUCGCCCAACACCAGUGGUCCGGUCAGUUUUACCUCUACUUAUUCUCCUUCUGGGUCCUUUGUCAAUCCGUCUGGGUCUUUCAUCAAUCCCGCUGUGCCUCUAAGCCUCAGAGGCGGCGGCCCGGGUGAGCCUGCUUCUGGAGAAACGGAAGAGACCACUCAUCUGUCACCUCGCAAGGACUCCCUGGACUCUCUUCCUUCGACAACCAUCGUAGAGUCUCCCCCCCUGCCGCCACUACUCCAACGGUCGCCAAUGCCUAAAACUAACAAGGAAUGCCUCGAGACUCUUCGGCAUGAAUCGGAAAGAAUGAUUGUGGGAAGCUUCAUUCUCAGCGGCUUGAUAUUCCCCGGUGUCGGCAACAAACUCGCCGAUAAACUGGCGGCACUUUCCGGCACCAAAUUGCGGGACAUGUCAGCCAUCAGAAACGAAUCGUGCCCUCCUUCCGCAUGUGCUGCAGUGGCGCUCGCUUGCGCGGAGGACUUACUCAAUGGCAUUUGUGGUCGUUAUGUCCCAGGUCCCACCCCAUUCUCGGUUUCGUUCCCACUUCUGUAUACCCCUUCGCGUACAGGACAAGAUGGGAAAAUAGGAGUCUUUCAGUUUAUCGACUUCAUCACCCCAAACUUCAAACAGCAACUUCACGGGUUUCGUCAAGUAAUUGAUGAUGAAGGUGCCAGUCCUCCGACUUCUACGAACAAUGAGCAUGUCAGCAUGAAGAGUUCUAACAGGCUACUGUGGUCACUGGUCGCCGAUUUAGAACACCUGAUAUAUGGAGAUGAGAUGACAAAACAAAAGGACACGCAUCGUUCCACGAAGGUUGCUAAAACUGAAGGUGAUGAUACACUAAACCACGAUGGACCAGCCUUCAGCAUUGAAAAGUGUAUCCUACAGUUAUUCUAUGAUAUUGACCCAAAAGAAUAUCACAGUUGGCGCACACACAUUGAGGGACUUCCAGAGCAUGCGGCUAUACGCGGAACUGACAACGAGGCUGUCUCAAACAUGAUCGCGUCAACUCCAAAAAAUGGGGAAACUCUUACAACCGAUCAGGUUCUGCAACUCCUUGACCAUCGCAAAACAGGCCCCCUAAAGUCUGAAGGCUUUGUUGUAUGGCGCGGUAAAUCAGAUGGUCUCCCAACUGAUGAACACCAGUUCAUUUGGAUGGAGUGCAAAAGAAGACCACAAAGCCACGAGAAACAAGCCAAAACCCAGAUGAAAGCCGUAAGAAAGCGAGUUGAUGCAUACCUUUCUUCUGUGCACGACGAUCCCGCCAAGUCCGCCAAUGAACUCCCGUUAUCCGACAUGCUGCAAACUCUCGAGGCUCAGCUCGCAGAGUCUAGCUCUGGGAAUGAGAGUGGGAAGAGCUUAGCCACUAAAACCAGUGCUAACGACGAGAUCACGCCCGAGACUGAGCUAGAGAAGGGCUUGAGAGAGGAGCUGAUCAAGCGUUGUAUUUUGCGUUUGAAUCCAGCUUCCGCUUCUACUUUUCGAUCACAGGAUAAGGGCAAAAAGAAGGAUGACGCCCCCUACACGGUCACGGAAAAACCCACACCAAAGCCAUAUCGCACUAUAGGCGAUGCCGUUCCGGCCGUGCUGGAAGAGUUGGGAAAGGAAGGAGCCCCCAUUGAACUCAGUCACCACAACGGUUCCAGUGUUGUGGCCAUGAGCAUCCCCAUCGACCAGUUGCAAGGGUUUGAACGGGCAGACAGGGCAGACAAAGCAAGACAGGCUCAGCUGAGCAAGAAGGGGGAUCCGCUCACAUCUCAAGAACGAGAAAAACUCGCAUUGCUGAAAUCCAACCUGAAAAGUAUCCGCGCUGCGUUUGAGCUGCAGGAAAUAGAGAACAGAAUAGAGGAGUUGGAAAAGCAACAGAAGGUGAAUCAAAGGCGACAGGAAGCAGAGCGUGAUAUUGCUGAGACCUGUGCCAGCGCCGGACCCAAUGGUGGUCGUAUUGCUAAGAAGAUGGCAUCACAAGCGUCGGCGGUGAGGGGGUCCGAAGCAAAUGAGGAUAACUCGAAGGCGGCCAAGCAGGCGAUGAGAGAGCGGUCAUAUCAAAUGAUAUGCACCGUUGCUGAUAACACGCGACACAACGCAACUAUUUCCUGGCUGCAGGAACAGGAUCCAACCGCACCGUCUUGCUCGGUUAAUGCCGUUGCUGGGCCUUCUCGGACCACGAGCGAGGGUCCUGUUGUGGAAGAAGAUGCCUCUAUGUCGACUGCAAGCGAAAUGGGUAGUGAUGCGGACCCAGCGGUUUCUUCUGAAAGGAGGAUAGAACUGCUUGCACAAGAAAUGGGGUAUAAGGAGGCCUUUGACAAGGGCUUGGAACGGCUGCGGAAAGAAUUUGAUUUGUCGUCGGUUGCUGAUGGCUUCGAUACUCUCCUCGAAGUGGACUGGUGUCACUGGACUGCUGAUUGGAGGGCUUUUUUGAGGCGUAUGGAGGCGCGUGCUAUGAGGUUCAUUGCUGCUCACGGUGGUGCUGUCGUUGAUGACGCCGUCGGUGAUAUUGGUGCUGAUGACGUUGGCGGUACAAGUGUCGGUCCUGAUGACUCCGCUGGUAGCCCCCCUGUUGCUGAUACUGAUACAUCCCAUGGAGGUCCAGCAUAUCCUGCUUCUCCUUCUGCGUCUGGGUCUUCUGGCAAUCCUGCUAAUUCUGAGAACGAUGCAAGUCUCAGAGGUGGCGGCCUGAACAUAUUGGAGGAGGAAGUCCAAGACUUUUGGGAUGACGUCCGUCGGCAGUUGAAGAUAGAUGACGAGGAGAUAUACGACUCCGAGUCCGACUCCGGCGAAGAAGCCAGAGUCCGGAGAGAGGCCAGAGAUGCUGCGGAUGAUGCGUACCUUGCGUGGUUGAGGGGGGAUAGCUCUACCGCCUUCACCAUGGACACCUUGAAGCUCUUUAUGAGACCCGACAAGGAUGCCAACGACAAGAGGCCCGCCCCUCCUCUCCCAAUGCCCACGACCCGGGACAACACCGCCGCACUUAGUCCAGCUUCUAAACAUGUUCCCGAGCUGAUGGCCAUUCGCUGCAGAAACUUGUUCCCCCCGAGGAAGUCUGGAAGUAAGUUUGAGGAAGAUCCCAGGGACCUUGACCUGAACAGGGAGUUUGAAGAGGAGGCUGUAGCAGCCGCAGCCGCAGCCGCAGCCGCGGUGCAAGUCGAACAGCAGCUGCUUCUUCUCGCCAAAGAGCCACCUACACCACCUGCCACAACACAGUACCACCACUACUCAUGGCCCACAAGUGGAAGAAAGUCACAGGAACCAGGAGGAAACAAGGAGUUGUUGUCCAGGUGUGAGAAGCUUGCAAAGCGAGCCAAGGCGUGGCCUAGUAGACUCUUUUUGUUUUCUGUGAAGAAGGAAGAUUUUGAUCCCGGGAGGAAUCCCUAUAAGGAGAGCACAAGUCGUCUAAAGACAUUGUUUCGAAGGGUGACGGGUGCAGGAGAGGAGUGGUAGCUGCCUUUGUUGGACACCUAUGUAUUUGGUGUCUGGCGGUUGGUUGCUUGUGGCUGCGGUUUUGGUUGUUUGGAUGUUGAGCUGAUGUGGUGGGAAGAUGUUGGACGGCUUGGAAAGACGGAAGG